Orycteropus afer afer is the source of this 5253-nucleotide messenger RNA. The record is from RefSeq and is a predicted model, not a curated record. Lineage: Eukaryota; Metazoa; Chordata; Mammalia; Tubulidentata; Orycteropodidae.
AUGGGGAGUCUGCAGGGCCUGGGCCAGUCACGGGCUGGCCUCUGCCUGCUCAUGGCCGCGCUGCAGCUUCUGCCCCGGACGCACGCGGACCCUGUGGAUGUGCUGAAGGCUCUGGGUGUGCGUGGGGGCCAGGCGGGGCUCCCUGAGGGGCCUGGCUUCUGCCCUCAGAGGACCCCGGAGGGCGACCGGGCAUUCAGGGUGGGGAAGGCCAGCACACUCAGUGUUCCCACGUGGGAGCUCUUUCCAGAUGGACACUUUCCUGAGAACUUCUCUGUGUUGGUCACUCUGCGGGGCCAGCCAGGCGUCCAAUCCAUCCUUCUGUCCAUUUACGAUGAGAUAGGUGCCCGGCAGCUGGGACUGGUGCUAGGGCCAGGGCUGGGCCUCCUAGGUGACACUUUCAGUCACUUCCCUCAGCAAGUCAACCUUACAGAUGGCAGGUGGCACCGUGUGGCAGUCAGUGUGGAUGGCAGGAUGGUGACCCUGGUGGCUGACUGUGAACCUCAGCCCCCCAUAUUGGGCCAAGGACUUCGAUCCAUCAGCACAGCUGGACUCACUGUGCUGGGGACCCAGGACCUGGGGGAGGAGACUUUUGAGGGAGAGAUUCAGGAGCUGCUGAUUUGUUCAGAUCCUCAAGCUGCCUUCCAGGCCUGUGAGCAAUACCUUCCUGGUUGUGACGACCGGGACUCCUCCAUCACAGUGGCACCCCAGGGUGAACCAGAAACCCCUCCCCCUCGACGGAAGGGCAAAGGGAAAGGGAAAAAGAAAGGCCGAGGUCGUAAGGGGAAAGGCAGGAAGAAGAAGAAAAAAGAAACUGUGACCUUGAGUCCAACUCCUGCCUCCCUGGAGAACCAGACCUCUGCUGACAUCCUCAAGACAGUAAUGCCAUCUCCAGCUCUGCCUCCAACUCCCAUGUCUUCUUUGGUCAUCACCACCACUGCAUCUACUGGCCACAAUGUCACCAUUCUAGAGGGAAGCCUGGACCCUGACAAUGGAAUGGAGCCAGAGACCCUGAAGACUGAGUCAGCCAUGGAGAGUGAAGAAAGAGGUAGCCUCGCCACAGAUCCCUUCUUCCGGGCAGCUGAGCAGUCAUCAAGGACUCAGUUCCAGAUCUUUCCUGAAGCUGGACAGAAAGGAGCGAAAGGAGAGCCGGCGGUGAUUGAACAGGGGCAGCACUUUGAGGGACCUCCAGGAGCCCCAGGACCCCAAGGGGUGGAUGGCCCCUUGGGCCCUCCUGGUCCCCCAGGAUUUCCUGGAGACCCUGGGUUACCGGGCCCUACUGGCCUCCCAGGGACCCCUGGCAUUGAUGGAAUCCGGGGCCUACCAGGCACUGUGAUCAUGAUACCGUUCCAGUUUGCAAGCAGUUCCCUCAAAGGACCUCCAGUCUCCUUCCAGCAGGCCCAGGCUCAGGCAGUACUGCAACAGGCUCAGCUCUCCAUGAAAGGUCCCCCUGGCCCAGUGGGGCUCACUGGGCGCCCAGGCCCUACGGGUCUUCCUGGGUAUCCAGGUCUGAAAGGAGAGAUGGGAGAAAUGGGACCACAGGGUCCCCGAGGCCUUCAGGGGCCCCCUGGUCCCCCUGGACGAGAAGGAAAGAUGGGACGCUCUGGAGCAGAUGGAGCUCGGGGCCUCCCAGGGGACACGGGACCCAAGGGUGAUCGGGGCUUUGAUGGCCUUCCAGGGUUGCCUGGUGAGAAGGGCCAAAGGGGUGACUUUGGCCAUGUGGGACAACCUGGUCCCCCAGGAGAGGAUGGUGAGAAGGGAGGACAGGGACCUCCAGGGCCCACUGGCCAGGCUGGGGAGCCGGGUCCUCGAGGAGUGAUUGGCCCCAGGGGUUCCCCUGGCCCCCCAGGACGCCCGGGUGUAGUUGGGAUUGAUGGUGCUCCAGGUGCCAAAGGAAAUGUGGGUCCUCCAGGAGAACCAGGCCCUCCAGGACAGCAGGGAAACCCUGGGUCCCAGGGAAUCCCUGGCCCCCAGGGACCCAUUGGCCUUCCUGGAGAGAAGGGUCCCCCUGGGAACCCAGGAAUUCUAGGUCUUCCAGGAGCUGAUGGCCCUCUGGGUCACCCAGGCCAUGAGGGCCCCACAGGAGAGAAAGGGGCCCAGGGUCCAACAGGGUCGUCAGGCCCUCCAGGCUAUCCUGGACCUCGAGGUGUGAAGGGCACCUCUGGCCACCGAGGCCUCCAGGGGGAGAAAGGAGAGAAGGGAGAAGAUGGCUUCCCAGGCUUCAAGGGUGAUGGGGGCCUUAAAGGUGAUCGGGGGCACCCAGGACCCGCAGGUGCCCGGGGAGAAGAUGGCCCAGAAGGACUGAAGGGGCAGGCGGGGCUGGCUGGCGAGGAGGGGCCUCCCGGCUCAGCUGGGGAGAAGGGCAAGCUUGGGAUGCCAGGUCUCCCAGGCUACCCAGGACGUCCAGGCCCUAAGGGAUCUAUUGGAUUUCCUGGGCCACUGGGACCAUUAGGAGAGAAAGGAAAGCGGGGGAAGGCGGGCCAGUCAGGGCUGGAAGGAGAGCGAGGACCACCAGGCUCCCGUGGAGAAAGAGGGCAACCAGGUGCCACAGGACAGCCAGGCCCCAAGGGAGAUGUGGGCCAGGAUGGCCCCACUGGGAUCCCUGGAGAAAAGGGCCUCCCUGGACUGCAAGGAUCCCCUGGAUUCCCUGGGCCAAAGGGUCCACCUGGCCCCCAGGGAAAGGAUGGGAGACCUGGGCACCCUGGACAGAGAGGAGAAUUGGGCUUCCAAGGUCAGACAGGCCCACCUGGACCAGCUGGUGUUGUGGGGCCUCAGGGAAAGACAGGAGAAGCAGGGCCUUUGGGUGAGAGGGGACCCCCAGGUCCACCUGGACCUCCUGGUGAACAAGGUCUUCCAGGCCUGGAAGGCAGAGAGGGAAGCAAGGGGGACCCAGGACCAUCAGGACCCCUUGGAAAGGAAGGUCCACCUGGACCUAGGGGCUUCCCUGGUGCCCAAGGAGCCCCUGGGGACCUGGGACCUACUGGUUUGAAGGGUGACAAGGGCCCCCCGGGCCCCAUCGGGGCCAAUGGCUCCCCUGGUGAGCGGGGUCCUGUAGGCCCAACAGGAGGCAUUGGGCUUCCUGGCCAAAGUGGAGGCCAAGGCCCUGUUGGCCCCGCAGGCGAGAAAGGGUCCCCGGGUGAACGUGGAGCACCAGGCUCCACUGGCAAAGAUGGGAUCCCAGGGCCCCUGGGGCUCCCUGGACCCAGCGGAGCUGUUGGACCUUCUGGCGAGGAAGGGGACAAGGGUGAAGUGGGUGCCCCUGGUCACAAGGGAAGCAAAGGCGAUAAGGGGGAUGUGGGCCCACCUGGACCAACAGGGGUACGAGGUCCUGCAGGACACCCAGGCUCCCCGGGAGCAGACGGAGCUCAGGGACGCCGGGGACCCCCAGGUCUCUUUGGACAGAAAGGAGAUGAUGGAGUCAGAGGCUUCGUGGGGGUGAUUGGUCCCCCUGGCCUGCAGGGGAUGCCAGGCCCUCCUGGAGAGAAAGGGGAGGUCGGAGACGUAGGGCCCAUGGGUCCCCAUGGAGCUCCAGGCCCCAGGGGCCCCCAUGGACCCAGUGGAUCAGAGGGCCCUCCUGGGCUGCCUGGAGGAGUUGGUCAGCCUGGCGCUGUGGGUGAGAAGGGUGAGCCAGGGGAGGCUGGAGACCCAGGACCCACAGGACCUCCAGGCAUCCCGGGAACCAGGGGAGAAGUUGGUGAAAAGGGGGACUCAGGCCCAUCUGGUGCUGCUGGACCCCCGGGCAAGAAAGGCCCCCCUGGAGAGGAUGGAGCCAAAGGGAGUGCGGGCCCCACAGGGCUCCCAGGAGAUCUAGGACCCCCAGGAGACCCUGGAACUUCGGGUAUAGAUGGUGCUCCAGGGGAGAAGGGAGACCCUGGUGAAGUUGGGGGUCCGGGCCCGCCUGGUGCUUCUGGGGAACAGGGCCCUCCUGGGCCCCCUGGCAAAAGGGGUCCUUCAGGCCGCAUGGGUCCGGAAGGCAGAGAAGGGGAGAAAGGUGCCAAGGGGGAGCCAGGCCCUGAUGGCCCCCCAGGGAGGACAGGCCCAAUUGGGGUUCAAGGGCCCCCUGGGCAUGUUGGGCCUGAGGGUCUUCGAGGGAUCCCUGGUCCUGUGGGUGAACCAGGCCUCCUGGGACCCCCUGGACAGAUGGGCCCUCCUGGCCCCCUGGGCCCCUCUGGCCUUCCAGGACUGAAGGGAGAUGCUGGCAUCAAGGGGGAAAAGGGCCACAUCGGAUUAAUUGGCCUCAUCGGCCCUCCUGGAGAGGCUGGAGAGAAAGGGGAUCAGGGAUUUCCAGGCAUUCAGGGCCCCCCUGGCCCCAAUGGAGACCCUGGUCUUCCGGGUCCUGCUGGCUCCUUGGGUCCCCCAGGGGCCCCCGGUGUGGCGGGCCCUCUGGGACAGAAGGGAUCAAAGGGCUCCCUGGGAUCCCUUGGUCCCCGAGGGGACACUGGCCCCCCAGGGCCUCCUGGGCCUCCGGGUCCCCCAGCGGAGCCGCACGGGCUGCGCCGCCGCCGGCGCUCGGUCCCAAUCCUGGGGACGCCGGAAGAGGCCUCGGCAGGCGGCCUGGAGGAGGUGCUGGCCUCGCUCACGUCGCUGAGCUUCGAGCUGGAGCGGCUGCGGCACCCGGCCGGAACUGCGGAGAGCCCGGGCCUGGUUUGCGGCCAGCUGCACCGCAAUCACCCUCACCUGCCAGACGGGGAAUACUGGAUUGACCCUAACCAGGGCUGCGCCAGGGACGCGCUCAGGGUUUUCUGCAACUUCACCGCGGGUGGAGAGACCUGCCUCUACCCGGACAAGAAGUUUGAGACCGUGAAACUGGCCUCCUGGUCCAAGGAAAAGCCAGGAGACUGGUAUAGCACAUUCCGUCGAGGGAAGAAGUUCUCCUAUGUGGAUGCUGAUGGGUCCCCAGUGAGUGUGGUACAGCUGACCUUCCUGAAGUUGCUAAGUGCCACGGCCCACCAGAGCUUCACCUACUCCUGCCAGAACUCAGCUGCCUGGCUAGAUGAAGCCACUGGUGACCAUGGCCGCUCCCUCCGCUUCCUGGGGACCAAUGGGGAAGAGCUGUCCUUCAAUCACACGGAAGCAGCCAUCAUCAGUAUCCCUUAUGAUGGUUGCCGGCUCCGGAAAGGACAGGCAAAGACCCUCUUGGAGUUCAGCUCUUCUCGAGUGGGUUUUCUGCCCCUGUGGGAUGUGGCGGCUACUGACUUUGGCCAGACAAACCAGAAGUUUGGGUUUGAGCUGGGCCCUGUCUGCUUUAGCAGUUGA